This is a messenger RNA of Linum tenue, 426 nucleotides long. Lineage: Eukaryota; Viridiplantae; Streptophyta; Magnoliopsida; Malpighiales; Linaceae. The record is from the annotation of a GenBank genome assembly.
AUGGAGGUGAGCAGCCAAAUGUUGCAGAGAUCAUCGGUUUCGUUCCGGCGUCAGGGCUCUUCCGGACGGGUCUGGGAGAAUCUCAACGCCGACCGAAGCGGCCCGCUUUUGAACGUCAGCGACAGGAGCGGCCCGCUUCUGACCUCUUACAGCGGCCCGAUCUCCGCCGGCACUCCGACGACGGCCGGGAGAAGGAGCCACGAGAUUCAGCUGCUUCGGAACAUAAGGAGCGGCAGAGAAGAGAAGUUCCAGCCCUCGCACGAGAAUCAUCGUCAUAGGGAUUCCGGCAGCGGUAGUGACGGAUUGUCAAGGGUGUCGUCUUUGCCGAUCCAGUUGCCGACCGGCGAUCAGAAGUACCGGCGGCGAAACGGAGGCGGCGCAUAUUUCUUCAUCCGGUGCUGUACGGGUUCUCCUCCCACUGCUUGA